This is a messenger RNA of Eucalyptus grandis, 1302 nucleotides long. RefSeq names its product transcription repressor OFP8. Lineage: Eukaryota; Viridiplantae; Streptophyta; Magnoliopsida; Myrtales; Myrtaceae. Gene Ontology annotation, biological process: negative regulation of DNA-templated transcription. The record is from RefSeq and is a predicted model, not a curated record.
GGUCGCGUCGUCCCGAGCAAGCCUCGCAAGUCAGCCGUGGCUUGGCUUGUCUUUCAAUCUCCCCCCGUCACCCCGACCCCCACCAAAAGUGGUUUUUUUUCCGAAUCCAGACAAAUCGCACGACGACGAAAAGCGAUCCGAAACACCACCGAAUCGCCGUCGCCCCCUUCAAAAUCGAAAUAUAUAAUCAUUGCCUCAAUCACUUCCUCCUCAUUCUCCUCCCCUUUCAAAAUCCUCCCACCUAAACCAGAAACCAGCCCUUCCUCCAUAGAUCUCUCAUCUCUCUCUCUCUCUCUCUCUCCAUCUCUCUGUCUUUCUGAAAUGGAGAACCGCCUGAAGCUUCGCAUCUCCCGCAUGUUCCACUCCUCCUUCUCCUCCCUGCAAGCCCCGGCCCGACGCCGCCUCCGCCGCAUCCUCCGACGUCGUCGAGAGCUCCCGCUUCGCUUCUUCCACGGAGCCGCUCUUGCCCCACAAGCCUCGCCCUCCUCCCUCUGCGGACCCCAGGAGAACCGCCCUGCCGCCUCCGCCGUCGUCGACGACGCCUGCAUUGUCCCCGCCAAGGCCGCCCGCGAUCGCCCCCGGCAGAAGUUAUCGGGCCGGGACGUCCGCAACGGCCGCUUCUGCCCCCCGACCUCCCCCGUCUCGUCUCUGAGCCGGAUGUUCACCGGCGGGUUCAGGGACGAGUAUUACCAUUGGCAACCUCAUCUCCAUCGCCACGGUCGCGGCGGGUUCGAAGAGUGUCGCAAGAAAAACGUGGCCAAGAAGAGCAAGAGCAAAAGCAAGAAGAGCAGCGGCAAUGCUACGCGCCCUCUGAGCUUCAGCUCGUCCUCGCAGAGCACUUACUACGACGGCGACCUGUUCAGCAGCGACGACGAGCGAGAGGACGACGAGACGGAGACCCUGUUCUCUUCCCGGAGCCUCUCCUCCGACUCCUCCGAGUCCCAGAGCUUCGCGGUCGUUAAGCGGUCGAGCGACCCGUACGGUGACUUCAGGACGUCGAUGGUGGAGAUGAUCGUGGAGAGGCAGAUGUUCUCGGCCAAGGACCUGGAGCGGCUCCUGAACUGCUUCCUCUCCCUCAACUCCCACCACCAUCACAAGACCAUCGUCCAAGUGUUCACCGAGAUUUACGAGGCUCUGUUUUCAAACUGGUGUUGAGAAAAAAAAAAAAAACCGACUGCCUUGCGCUGCUUUUCUUCUCUUUCGUUUUUUUCCCCCUUUCUCCCCUGCAGUUCUCUGCUAGUUUAGUGUUGUUAUUAGCCUUAGACGCUCCUAACUGAAAUUGACCGAACUAAUGAAAUGAAU